UUGGAGCCUCAGCAUCACAAAGAUGUUCCUCGCAGCCUUGAUAAAAGUGAUAGCUACAACCAAACUGUAAUAAACCACAGUAUGAGAUUUUGUGAUAUAAACCCAGCGGAAUGUAAUCUGACAAUGGAGGAACUGCUCUUCAAGUACCUGGGACCCCGUAGAUCCAACUACUUCACUCCAAUUUGCAUAAUCUACCUUAUUGUCUUUUCAGUUGGUGCCAUUGGAAAUACCUUAACUUGUAUUGUAAUUUUCAAACACAAGAUUAUGAGAACGCCUACAAAUUACUACCUUUUCAGUCUUGCCAUCUCAGAUUUGUUGGUUCUGCUUUUGGGAAUGCCUUUGGAACUUUAUGAACUCUGGAGUAAUUACCCAUUUCUCUUUGGGAAAGGUGGAUGCUCAUUCAAAACUCUUCUAUUUGAGACGGUCUGCUUUGCUUCUAUCCUAAAUGUGACGGCACUCAGUGUGGAAAGAUACAUAGCGGUGGUUCAUCCUCUUCGUGCUAAGUAUGUUGUCACAAGGAACCAUGCCAAGAGAGUCAUUAUCUCUGUGUGGGUUUUGUCUAUUCUGUGCUCAGUACCCAACGCCAGCCUUUUUGGCACUUACGAUCUUUAUGUAGCUGGUUAUGGAACAAUACCUAAUUCUACCAUAUGCACUUUGGUUCGUCCUAGGUGGAUUUACAAUCUUGUUAUUCAGAUUACCACCAUUUUUUUCUUUUUCCUACCAAUGUGUACCAUAAGUGUCCUGUAUCUGCUCAUCGGUCUCCAACUUAAGAAGGAGAAGAUGCUUCAAGUAUUAGAAGCUAAAUCCGGGGGAGAUGGAGAUAGUUACCAAAAUGUUAGGCUACAGCAAGAGAAAAGCCGAAGGAGACAAGUCACUAAGAUGUUAUUUAUCCUGGUGGUGGUGUUUGGGAUCUGCUGGGCACCUUUCCACACUGAACGACUGAUGUGGAGCUUCAUUAUUAACUGGACAGAUAAAAUGCAUGAAAUGUUCAGCUUUGUCCAUGUUAUCUCUGGAGUAUUCUUUUAUCUUAGUUCGGCAGUUAACCCAAUUCUGUACAACUUACUCUCUACACGUUUCCGCGAGAUGUUUAAAGAGGUCAUGUGCCAUGGAAGGAAGAAGAGGCUUGGUUCUCGGAGGUCUUCUCCCAGCGUUACUCGUGUCACCACACGGAGCACGGUUUGCGAGCAUGUUCCAGGAAAUGGACUUCCCUUUGCUGAAGUGGAUGAAUUUGAUGUGUAUGAAGAAUCUGAGAAUGUGGCCAAAAAUGAGUCAUCUUAUUCCUGAUUUCCUCUAUCUAGAGCCAUCACUUUCAUUUUACACUGGAUAGUAAACUCUAAUGCACCUACCAACUUUACAGACUGCUGUUGCCCCCACACAUACAUUUUCAAUUCAGUGCGAGCACU
This is a messenger RNA of Nanorana parkeri, 1403 nucleotides long. RefSeq names its product neuromedin U receptor 1 (gene NMUR1). The transcript is spliced from 2 exons. Lineage: Eukaryota; Metazoa; Chordata; Amphibia; Anura; Dicroglossidae. The record is from RefSeq and is a predicted model, not a curated record. Gene Ontology annotation, molecular function: neuromedin U receptor activity. Gene Ontology annotation, biological process: G protein-coupled receptor signaling pathway. Gene Ontology annotation, cellular component: plasma membrane. The coding region runs from base 82 to 1284 and encodes 400 amino acids.